Phycodurus eques (leafy seadragon) is the source of this 1925-nucleotide messenger RNA. RefSeq names its product pyruvate dehydrogenase (acetyl-transferring) kinase isozyme 2, mitochondrial-like. Gene Ontology annotation, biological process: protein phosphorylation; regulation of glucose metabolic process. Gene Ontology annotation, cellular component: mitochondrion. The transcript is spliced from 11 exons. Gene Ontology annotation, molecular function: pyruvate dehydrogenase (acetyl-transferring) kinase activity. The record is from RefSeq and is a predicted model, not a curated record. Bases 96 to 1340 code for a protein of 414 amino acids. Lineage: Eukaryota; Metazoa; Chordata; Actinopteri; Syngnathiformes; Syngnathidae.
GUAUUACUGCAGAAUGUAAACUGGAGCAGCUCUGGUGUUAAUGUCCACAUCGCCGAAUUCAAUUAUAGCAACGCUUAUGUAUUAAUUUUCUGAGGAUGACUAGUAGAAUAAGAUUUGUUAGGUCCAUGGUAAAGGGGGCGGCUAUGGCCAACGUUCCCAAACACGUUGACCAUUUCUCCAAAUUUUCCCCAUCGCCGCUCUCCAUGAAGCAGUUCUUGGAUUUUGGUUCAACCAAUGCAUGCGAGCGCACAUCAUUCGUCUUCCUUCGGCAAGAGCUUCCUGUGCGUCUGUCUAACAUCAUGAAGGAAAUCAACCUGCUGCCGGCAAGACUUCUGGCCACACCCUCUGUGCAACUGGUCCAGAGCUGGUAUAUCCAAAGCUUGAUGGAGAUCUUGGAUUUUCUGGACAAGAGCCCAGAUGAUCAGAGAACUCUUGUGACGUUUGUGGAAGUAUUGGAGACGAUCAGAAACAGGCACAAUGAGGUGGUCCCCACCAUGGCCCAGGGAGUCAUUGAGUACAAGGACGCCUUUGGCCAGCAGGAUACUGUUACUGAACACAACAUGCAGUACUUCCUGGACCGCUUCUACACUAGCCGAAUCUCCAUCCGCAUGCUCAUCAACCAACACACGCUCAUCUUCAAUGGAAACACAAACCCCACUCACCCUGACACCAUUGGUUGCAUUGACUCAAUGUGUGAUGUGCCUGAGGUUGUACGAGAUGCUUAUGAGAGUGCUAAGCUAAUGUGUGAACAAUAUUACCUGGGAGCACCUGAACUGGAGCUGAGACAGAUAAAUGCUAACAGUAUCCGACAGCCCAUUCAGAUCUCUUACAUCCCAUCUCACCUGUACCACAUUCUCUUUGAGCUCUUUAAGAAUGCCAUGAGGGCAACCAUUGAGAACCAUGAGUCAAGCAGGAUCCUCCCGCCCAUCAAGGUUCGAGUUGCAGUUGGUGAAGAGGACUUGUCAAUCAAGAUAAGUGAUAGAGGGGGUGGAGUUCCAUUUAGGAAGACAGAGCGUCUAUUCAGCUACAUGUACUCCACGGCUCCCAAACCCAAUAUAGGGGAGAAACAUAGAGCCCCUCUGGCUGGUUUUGGCUAUGGGCUGCCCAUUUCUCGUCUCUAUGCUCGCUACUUUCAAGGAGACUUACAGCUCUAUUCCAUGGAGGGUUAUAGCACUGAUGCAGUUAUACACCUCAAGGCACUGUCGACAGAUUCAGUGGAGAGGCUGCCAGUUUUUAACAAAACUGCUCUGCGCCACUACAAACUGAGUUUGGAAGCAGAGGAUUGGUGUGUUCCCUCCAAGGAGCCACUAGAUCUCACAGUUUUUCGAAUGGCCAAGUGAUUCAGCCAACAAAAGACACAAAUAUACUACUAUGCUUUACCUUGAAAGGACAGGGCAUUGGUUGACCAGGAGCUGAGGGGAUCAAAAGAGAACAAGAUGGCCUCAUGUAAAAAAUUUUUGUUUUUUUAAAACUUUUCAUUCUGAUUUUCUGGUACUUUGGCUGACUGGAUACACAAGUUGCCACAAUGUUUUUUUUUUUUUCUCCAUGUCCUCUCUGUGAAGAAAUAGAGGAAGAGAAUUCAGUGGUCAAGUGGUAAAAAGCCUGAAGAGAGCAAGAAACCUAUUGAAAACGGAUCUGGAAUUCAAGCAUUAAAAGAUUUGUUUCAAAUGAUUAAACAGUUGUACCUGGAGCCUUUAUUUGUUGAUAUUGUUACAGUUGUGUCAAUAGUUCAAAAUCCCAUGUUCUGUUAUACAGUAUAUUGGUAUUUGAGUCACUGUGAGUAAUGACAGGUUAUAUGAAUGAGGUUUCUGCUUGGUUUGAUUAUUUCAUUUAAAUUUGAAGUGUUUUUUUUUGUAUUGUAUUUCUGAAGAUUUUGUAAUAUCAAAUGACUUAUUUUUGUAAAAGAAAUAAAAGAUAUAUGUGUA